This is a messenger RNA of Python bivittatus (Burmese python), 2916 nucleotides long. The record is from RefSeq and is a predicted model, not a curated record. NCBI's taxonomy places the organism in Eukaryota, Metazoa, Chordata, Lepidosauria, Squamata, Pythonidae.
UUUGCCCAAAUUUUGGUCUUUCUGACAGCACCUCAUUUACAGAUCUGUAUAUCUAAACUGAAAUUAUCUCAACAGAGUGUGCCUGAUCUUGGUGGACAUGCUUGUGGGGUUGUGUUGAAAAGAACAAUGGUAAAUGAUAGCUGUUUGGACACUUACAGCAGUGCAGAAGUUACCACGCAGUGCAAAACUGUUCCGUCAUUCAGCAACGUGGUGGAAUAUUGCAGUAAAUCUUUUUCAAAAGAAACAGAAAGGUCUGGUGUCCUUCAAAAACCUACUGUAUAUGAGAGGCGAGAGAAGCCAUGGGCCAUUACUCGGUCAGUGAUGUCUGUGCCAGAGUUGGAUCUCACAGCUACAGUGGACACAGCUCUGCCUUUAAGUUCCUGUAGUGUCUCCAUGGCCAUAGAGCAAAAUAGGAUUCCUCCGACUAUCGCCCCUGCUUCUACCUAUUCCCAGGGAUACCUGGAUGGAAUAGGUUCUGUUAAAAAUAACUUUGCACAUAAGAGAGGUCAUUCACCAGCCUCUGAAGAUUGUCUUAAGCGGCUGAAAGAUGUAGACAAGCAUAGCCGUGAAGACACCAUGACUCUUCCAACUUUUGAUACACAAAGAUCACAGCGGCUUUCUAGUAAAGAAUUGCCAGAUUCAUCUUCUCCAAUCCCAGCAAGUGGCAUGGUUCGUGUUGUUAAAAACUCCAUCAGACUGACUCUUAAUCGAUAGCAGUGCUUUACCAGGUAAUAGUAGAUAUAGUGCAUUUAAUGGCUAUUGCUCAUUUCUUUAUUUCAGCUAUUGUCAUUACCCUCUUGUUUCUCUUUUGAGCAUAUUAACUUGGCUGCAAUCACUAAUAAACUUUUUUUAACUCACAGAGAAAGUGCCCUGAUCCACUCCAGCUCUCUAUCAGAACAAAUAUCUAGUGCUAGAAUUGGUUCCUCUUCUUCUCUUGUAAGGCUCAUUUGAUUUUCCCAAAUCAGCUCCAGAAGGUUGAGGGUCCUUCUAUAUGCAGAUUUGGGGCAGGGGAGGGAGUAUGGGGGGAUGAGAGAGGAAAAAGAAAUUCCAUUGCGUACACAAAAUUCCAGCUGCAUUGUGCAGUACUGAAUGGAAUCCUGAUUAUACUUAAUUCAAAUGUUUAUAGAUACCCUACAAAGUUGUUGAAGUAUGGAACAUAAAUUCUUUAAAUCAGAUGUGUCUCACUUAAUACUCACCAGAUGUGUAGAGACAGUAAUUCCCAAAAUUUCUAACCAGUGUGCCUGCAUCUGGAAGGCACCAGGUUGGGAAAUGUUGUGAGUAUAGCAAAGAUCAUCAACAAAUGUAUGCUUGUCCUCUUUUUUCUUUACCCGUGAGUUUAUUUAACAAAGUGCAAAUCUUAUUAUUUAAAAGAAAAUAACAUAAACAGUUUCAGUUUAAAAUGCAUAAUUUUGAAAUCUUGACUAAAAAAAAGACUUUCAUCAACAGCAUCAUAAGAUAUUCUUCUGUUAAAAGGCAUCCUAAAGUUACUGUAUCCAUACUACUGUAGUAGCAAGCGACACCCAAAGCAUGAAGACAGAGACUGCAUCUAAAUGGUACAACAUAUGAUUUGCAUAUCGGUCCCUGUCAGCUCCAGUUUGGAUCUCUCAUAACAGAGCUGGGAAACUCCUCCGCCUGACUUCCUGAAUAACUGCUCCAAGUUGGUGUCAAGACAAUGUUAAGUAGACCGAUAUUGGCUUUAUGCAUAGCACCCAUCGUUGUUUAAAAUGGCUUAAUCUUCUGGUGUAUUUCUCUCUAAAGUAUUACACUGUCUUAAUUGUUGUAAAAAAAUUCAAGCUACUGUUCUUCCAAAAUUUGUGGUGUGUGGGUAUUCCUAUAAUGUAAGGUUUAUUCCCUUGGACUGGGCCUUUAUUUUCACUGUGCAGAAGCAUAGCUUUAUUUUAAGUCUUCUAUCUGAGUUAUUCUUCUUUCAGCAGAAAAUGUUUUUGCUACGAAACCCCCCCCCCAAAAAUGUCUUGCCUUUAUUUUUCCUGAAAGGGUUGGCAUACAGAGUACUUAGCUCUGGUGUAUUUCAGUUGUUAUCAAUGGCAUUGGAGAAGUGCAGGUAGACUGAAUCUCUUUCUUAAAUAUACUCUUAACACUAUUGUUCUAACCAGAAAAUCCACAACCAGUCUUGGUGGUAUGGAAGGCUGGCUGGUGAUCUGCAUAGCAGGUUGCCAUAGGGGUUCUUGUAAUAAUGCACAGGAGUAUGUGUGUAAAUAUUGGAGGUGCUUCUCCUUUAAAAAACAAUCUAUUUGGCACAUAUGUAGAUGUACCAAAACAGCUGCUUCCCAUGGAGGCUCACAAAAGGAAAACCUAGAGCACAAUUUCAGCCAUUGUUCAGUUGUAUUAAAGCCCUGUAAUAGUGAGAUGUGAAUUUAACUUUGAUUCUUCUCUCUACACAUCUAGCACCCCAAUUUUAAAUCAAUGGGAGUUAAAUAUACUUCAGUGUUUAGCUGGAUUGCAUGCUAAUCUAUAAAUAAAAAUUUAAAUCGACUCAUCUUCCACAAUACUGGAAUGCAAGAAAAGUGGUCACCGUAUCACUUGAAUUUCAGAAUUGUUAGAGGGCCUUGUAAAACCAUAACUUGCAAUCCAAUCUAUUUUUAUUUCCAUGUUGAAUGAUCUGAAAAUUAUCUUCCAUAUUUUGGCCUGCCUUAUGAAUGAAUGAGUGCUCUUUAUUCUUCUGUGAACUGGGACUGGGAAUGCUGGGGUAGAAUGAGUUUUCGUCAAGUCUGAAUUCUGUAGCUUUCUGAACAACUUCACUAGAAUCAAUAUCACCCACUAUACGACCACUGGACUCUUGCAGAACCAUGCUUUCCUUCAGAGCCCAUGUCCUGAUACAGCAGGAGCAAAUGCCAUUUUCAAAUCUUAAAUUUUGUAAUGCCUGUUUUUUGUAAAAAAUAAUCAAAACCAAAAAAG